GGCCAUGUUCGCAUUCCGUUGCUUGGAAAUACACUAUUAGCACGUGGCGUGUGCUCGCAGAAAAUUCGCGACUAGUCGACCAUCCGGUGAGUCGGAAACCUUCUUGGAUGCGUCCAGCCGAAGCGCGCUACUCGUCGCAAAUCGAUCGUAGCCUCGCGAACAUUUAACGACACCGUAUCAGCGAACUUCCAGUAACGGCAGCUACCGUGGACUCGCACUAUGAAUUCUCCAAUUCAUGUACAAUUAGUGAAAUGGACGGUCCCGGCAGUGGCUCUUGUCAUCGCUUUCUUUUGGUACAAACGCCGUCGGAUAGACAGAGCUGAACUUCAAUGGAAUGAUACAGGGGGAAUCGCGAAAUCGAAUCACGAAGAAAAAACUGUUCUGAGCGAUACAAAGGAGGCUGACACGAGCUGCAACAACUCCAGCAUUCAAGAAGAGAUCGGUCAAUCCUCGAUCGACUGCUGUUACACCCCACGAGAACAGUCAUCUCGUGUCCCAAGGAAGGUCAGCGAGAGUGUGGACAUCCCAAUUAAGAAAUCAACAUCGCAAUCGUCUUUUUGUAGCAGUAGUCAGAUGAGAUGCAUGGAGACUGACACUAUGUUCAACAUGGAUGUACAGCUGAGCGGCAAUCCGAACGCUAGCUACUUUGAACUGAUCGCCAGGAGUCAGAACGUACCCUGCGAGUCAGACAGUACAAUCGUGGACAACACAGCGGAGAUAUUUCAAGCUGUUGUUGACAAAAAGGAAGAUCUGCAUCGCGAGACGGAGUCACAAAAGUAUAUCGCGGACGAAUAUCAUUAUGAAGAGAAUAAACAGCAAGUUGAAAUACACACCAUCGAGACUCAGGGACAAGAGGCCGAUGAAAGAGACUCGGCCAAUCACAGUCCGGUUUCCGGAGUUCUGGAAGGCAGCGUCACAGAUGAAGCCAGGAGUGAAGGAAGCACUACGGACAGUGGAAAAGGUGGAAGUAUCAACGGAUGCAGGAAGGAUAAUACUGUACCAUCUAUCUAUGACUUUGCUAUACCACAACAUCUGGUCGGUAGAUUGAUCGGCCGUCACGGUAGCUUUUUACAAAGUAUCCGUACAAAGGCCGACGUCAGCAUAUAUGUAAAUGAUCACCCCUGCGAUGGCGAUCAUAAGAUUUGCUCGAUACGAGGAAGUGUUGAGAGAAUUAACGUCGCGCUUAAAAUAAUAAGGCAAAAGUUCCCAGAGAAAAGGUUUCCAGAAGUAACAUUAGAGGAAAUCUCCACGAUACCUGAAGUAAAUGAGGAGGUUCCAUGUAACAUCCCUUUGAUACGCUCCCUGUCCCUAAUUGAUAGUGUUAGUAAUGACGUCUAUGUCUCUCACAUCGUCAAGCCGAACUGGCUCUUCGUUCAGCUUUCGACUCACCCAUCGUUCCAUCUUCUAGAAAGCUUAGAAGAGAGCAUGACGUGUUGGUAUAAUAACGCAGAAUUACCGCCAUCGGAUGUUUUCAAUAAGGGCGAUUACGUGGCUGUAAAUUGGAACGAAAAAUGGGUCAGAGGCUAUAUUGAAAAACUAGACCCAUCGGGAGAAAAGAAUAUAGUGCGAUUAGUCGAUCAUGGUGGCUACUGGGUACUUAACAACUCGCAAUUUAAGCCGUUGGUGAUGGAUUAUCUGAGUAGUUUGCCUUUCCAAGCGAUCGAAAUCUUUAUAGCGUAUAUCCAGCCAAAAAACGGUGAGUGGUCACCAGAAGCUUACAAUUCGGCAUAUCUUCUUUGUAAAAGCAAUGGGAUUGGUCAAGCUGUCAUUGAAUACCGUAUUGAAGAUAACGUUUAUACCAAUAUUUAUUUUACUGUCCAAAAUUAUGGACUGAUUUCCCUUGCUGAAGACUUGUUACUGAAAGGCCAUGCAGAACAUGUACCAGGGGAACAUACGAAACUAGAAACACUUGAAUCCAUCUGUACAUAAGAGUUGUAAGAAACUCUACCAUUCUCAAAUUUCCUACCGAAUCAUAACGCGUAAUUCACAAUUCUUAGCCAGUAUUGACUAGAAUCUAGUGUAAUCGCCAUCGGUAACCCUUUAACUGCGUUAAACUGUAUUAUUUUGUUCUUUGACUUUGUCUGAUAUUUACUGCGUUGAAGUCGCCGUGAAUACCUUGACGUACAUUCUUCCUUUAAUAGGUUGAGUAUCUACAUAGAAACAUAAUAAGUAAAAUAAUGCAGUACAUAAAAUAUUCUAAUGUGAAUAAGAAAAUUAUAUUUCAGUGUACACAGAAGGUAUACAGAAAUCUUAAUCGCGUUUAAACAGCAUUUAUAAUACUCCUUUAAGUAUUGCUCAGAAAGAACGCGUCCUGUAAGCAUAGACUCGUGGAUUCAAACGAGUUCUGACAAGUACAAAGGAUUUGAUUUAAUCCGAUAAUAUAAGAAUUCUUUUUUAUAGUAAUUGUUUCUAAAUUGUAUUGCCUCUCAAUUUUCUCUUUUUUACUUGGAAAACUUGAAAUUUUUCACAUUUAUAGUUAUUUACAGGACAAGUCUUUCAAAUAGCUUCAAGUAAGCACUCAGGAAUCUGCUUUUGUUGCCUUCAUUGUAAAUGUCUCAAGACUGUUGCAAAGAUAAAUGCAAAAAUGUCAUGUUUUCUCUUCUAAAUCUCCAUUAUACUUUUGUACAUAAUGUAAAAUAUUUUUUCAAUUGUUUAUGUAGAAUAUUUAUAUGUAGCAAGUGAGAGAAAACCAUAAAGAGAAAAUAUUGCUAUAUAAUGUUAAUCAUAAAAUAAAGUAUAAAUAAUGACUGGAUUUUACUAAAUAGUGUCACACAUCUUAAGUUGAAAAUCGUAUCGGAUAACUCAGACGAAUCUGGAAAUUCGGUUCUACGUGACUCAUAUCCAUUUCUGAUUGUAGGCGAUUCGGUAAUUCAUUAAAAUAUAUAUCAUUGGUUUAAUUUCGCGUUAAUUUUACAUUGUAUCAAACUCGUCGUAAAAAUUAUUGUUAAAUGUGAUAUUUCAUUUAUUAUCCCGCGUGUUUUUUCAAAUUAUUUAAACGUAGUUGAGCUAAUUUAUAUUCAAACGUUAUUUUUCAAUAACAUAUAUUUUGUAAUGUAACUUUAUUAUCGUGGUAUAAAAUAAUUAUUUUAUGCUUAUACUAAUUGUUCUCUUAAACUGUAUGAUGUUUGAGAUAUUUUUUCGGCGUUUCAAGACUAAGCUUUUGGAUUAAUCCAAACGUAUAAUGUGUAUAUUUCAUUGUUUACUAAAAUGUCUAUAAUUCUAUUUACGCGAUUUGCUAACGCUUUUUUUCUAUGCAAGAUUUUGGUAUAGUAGAACUUGAUUAACUGAAAAAAAUCUAUUUCUUAUGUAUUGAGCUCAAUUAAAAAUGUAAUUUGGCAAUUAUAAAAUGUUAAUAUUGUUGAUUGAAAAUAAUAUAGAAAUAUUUUUCUAGGAAGAUUAUAUAUAUACGUAUAAGGUCACAGUCACUCUAUAUCGCUCACAAUGUAUAUGCUUUUUCGCGCGCUGCGACUAAAACGUUAUAAUUUAUUAUAUUUCUUUACAUUAGCAAUUCGAUAAUAUAGCGACAAUAUAGCGCAAUAAACAUCGUCACGUGAUGAUCAUUCAUAAUUAAUUAUAUCUUGUACAUAUAAUAUAUAAUUGAUCGCAAUCUUUGACUUAAAUUUUGUACACUGCUUCAUUAUAUAUAUAUAUAUAUUAAAUCAGUAAAUUAUAAGUUAUUUUGUAUAUAUACAUUUCAGUAUAACUUUUUAGAAGUUAUCAUCAAA
Messenger RNA from Formica exsecta, 3725 nucleotides. It is a transcript of the gene spoon, whose product is annotated as KH domain-containing protein akap-1. The transcript has 6 exons. Gene Ontology annotation, molecular function: RNA binding. The coding region runs from base 220 to 1929 and encodes 569 amino acids. NCBI's taxonomy places the organism in Eukaryota, Metazoa, Arthropoda, Insecta, Hymenoptera, Formicidae. The record is from RefSeq and is a predicted model, not a curated record.